AUGGGACCAGUCUCUCUUCUUCCAAAAUAUCAGAAAGUAAGCCCUUGGGAAGGAGAUUUGGCCACGAUGACCCAUUUACAAGCAGGGCUCAGUCCUGAGACUAUAGAGAAAGCACGCCUGGAACUGAAUGAAAACCCAGAUGUUUUACAUCAGGAUAUUCAGCAAGUUAGGGACAUGAUCAUCACCAGACCUGACAUUGGAUUUUUACGUACAGACGAUGCCUUCAUCCUGAGAUUUCUCCGAGCCAGGAAGUUUCACCAAGCAGAUGCCUUUAGACUCCUGGCCCAGUAUUUCCAAUAUCGCCAGCUAAACCUGGACAUGUUCAAAAACUUCAAGGCAGAUGAUCCUGGAAUUAAGAGGGCACUUAUUGAUGGGUUCCCAGGAGUGCUGGAAAAUCGUGACCACUAUGGCAGGAAAAUCCUUCUCCUGUUUGCAGCCAAUUGGGAUCAGAGUAGGAACUCCUUCACAGACAUCCUCCGCGCCAUCCUGCUGUCCCUGGAAGUCCUUAUUGAAGAUCCUGAGCUUCAGAUAAAUGGCUUCAUUUUAAUUAUAGACUGGAGUAAUUUUUCCUUCAAACAAGCCUCCAAGCUGACACCUUCGAUUCUGAAACUAGCCAUUGAAGGUUUGCAGGACAGUUUCCCUGCUCGCUUUGGAGGAGUCCAUUUUGUCAACCAGCCAUGGUACAUUCACGCGCUGUACACACUCAUCAAGCCUUUCCUUAAAGACAAGACCAGGAAGCGGAUUUUUCUUCAUGGAAAUAAUUUAAACAGCCUUCACCAACUAAUACACCCUGAAUUUUUGCCCUCUGAAUUUGGAGGAACCCUUCCUCCUUAUGACAUGGGCACCUGGGCUCGGACAUUGCUUGGUCCUGACUACAGUGAUGAGAAUGACUAUACUCACACGUCAUAUAAUGCAAUGCACGUGAAACAUACGUACUCCAAUCUGGAGAGGGAGUGUUCACCCAAGCCAAUGAAAAGAUCGCAGUCUGUGGUCGAAGCUGGGACCCUGAAACAUGAAGAGAAGGGAGAGAAUGAGAACACGCAGCCACUCCUGGCUCUGGACUGAGCCAUGAGCCACCCUGAUGCUCCUGCAUACGGGCCUUCAGUGGUAUCAACCACCGAGGAAGCAUAUGUGUGAUCGACACACAGACAUGUGCCAUCCACUUGA
Ochotona princeps (American pika) is the source of this 1167-nucleotide messenger RNA. RefSeq names its product clavesin 1 (gene CLVS1). The transcript is spliced from 5 exons. The record is from RefSeq and is a predicted model, not a curated record. Gene Ontology annotation, cellular component: membrane. Bases 1 to 1065 code for a protein of 354 amino acids. Gene Ontology annotation, molecular function: phosphatidylinositol bisphosphate binding. Lineage: Eukaryota; Metazoa; Chordata; Mammalia; Lagomorpha; Ochotonidae.